Dictyostelium discoideum AX4 is the source of this 228-nucleotide messenger RNA. RefSeq lists its product as hypothetical. NCBI's taxonomy places the organism in Eukaryota, Evosea, Eumycetozoa, Dictyosteliales, Dictyosteliaceae. The transcript has 2 exons. The record is from RefSeq and is a predicted model, not a curated record. Gene Ontology annotation, cellular component: membrane. The coding region runs from base 1 to 228 and encodes 75 amino acids.
AUGGCCAGAAUUGAUUAUGCUACUGCACCUCUCUUUGUGAUCGUUGGUUUGGCUGUCGUAUUGACCGGCGCCACCGGUUAUAAAAGACUCUCAUCUGAUCAAGAUAUUAGCUUAACUAGAAAAGGUCAAAUGUUAUGGAAAGAUAAUCCAACUCAUAAAUUUGUUGACAGAAAUACCACUAUGGGCUAUUUCAAAACCAUUGAAACUGGUAAAUACUUAAAAGAAUAA